Molecule: messenger RNA, 913 nt
Organism: Triticum dicoccoides
Lineage: Eukaryota; Viridiplantae; Streptophyta; Magnoliopsida; Poales; Poaceae
Product: 40S ribosomal protein S9-2-like
Exons: 3
Coding region: 124-711 (195 amino acids)
Biological process (GO): ribosomal small subunit biogenesis; translation
Cellular component (GO): cytosolic small ribosomal subunit
Molecular function (GO): structural constituent of ribosome; rRNA binding
Source: RefSeq, a predicted model, not a curated record
UUUUGCUGGCAGGUAUAAAAUACCCCUUCUUCUCCUCUCCCAUUCCUCCCUCCUAUCAACUCGACCACAGAGCGGCGGCGGCGGCGGCGGCGGCAGCGGGGGAGAGAGGAGAGAGCUCCAGCCAUGGUGCACGUCAACUUCUACCGCAACUAUGGUAAGACAUUCAAGAAACCAAGGCGUCCUUAUGAGAAGGAGCGUCUUGAUGCAGAACUGAAGCUGGUUGGUGAGUAUGGACUGAGGUGCAAGCGUGAGCUCUGGAGGGUUCAGUAUGCAUUGAGCAGGAUCCGUAAUGCUGCAAGACACUUGCUCACACUGGAUGAGAAGAAUCCCCGCCGUAUCUUUGAGGGUGCGGCUCUUCUCCGUCGCAUGAACCGCUAUGGUCUCCUUGCUGAGGGCCAGGAUAAGCUUGAUUACGUCCUUGCCCUGACUGCUGAGAACUUCCUUGCAAGGCGCCUUCAGACUCUUGUCUUCAAGGCUGGCAUGGCAAAAUCCAUCCACCAUGCCCGUGUCUUGAUCAGGCAACGCCACAUCAGGGUUGGCAGGCAGAUCGUCAAUGUCCCGUCGUUCAUGGUGAGGGUUGAAUCUGAGAAGCACAUCGACUUCUCACUGACAAGUCCAUUCGGCGGAGGCCCUGCAGGCAGGGUGAAGAGAAAGAACCAGAAGAAGGCAAGUGGUGGCGGCGACGCCGGUGGUGAUGAGGAAGAGGAAUGAGGAACUAGUAGCUAUCACCUUAUAUUUAUCAAAUGUUGGUGUUAUGAGUACUUUAGCUGAGAGGCCUGAGACUUUCAUGGGUUAUCCUCUUGUCAUUUUGUCACUUUAUCACUGUUGUUAGCAUGUAUGCACUUCUUUAUGUUUGGAGCUAUUUGGUCGUGAUGUUUUCGACUAUGACCUGGAAUUCUCCUUCAAUUGCUUC